CGAAAAAAAGGAGGGAUUGAACCAGGCGUCUUUUCGUGUCGUUCUCGCCAUUCCUGGGUCUAAAUUGGCUGCCAAAGUGUACCAACUUGUCGGAAUACAUCCUCAUCCUUCUACUAUCCAGGUCAUGGAGACUCGUUAGCACUGGAUCACUGCUAAAUGAUUAGUGACCAGACAGCUGGGGACACCUAACAUGGUGUGCACUGACAUCUGGAAUGGGAGGAAAGACUGCACGGACGGAGCACACACCCUGAGACUCAACACGCAAGCCUAUUGGACGAUAGCUCUGCCCUCCCCCUUAACCUCCCCUUAUAGCGCCCCCGCCCCUUGAGUGAAAAGGUCAGCGAGGGGUCACGACAGGUCACGAGCGAAAGGCCGCGCACGAGCACAGACAGCCGGGGACGGUGUCGGGGGAGGUCAGAGGUCACGAGCGCCGCACGGGCCGGACAAGAGGGUGCCAACAGGUUUACUCAGAGUCUUUGAUCCGAGGGACGGACUGCUUUUGUGGGAGAUGGCCCAAUAGCAGCAGCCCGUGAUGCCGGACCAUGACAGCGACUCCCUCCUGAACAGACAGACCAAGCGAAGACGUGUGGACAUCGGUGUGAAGAGGACCGUGGGCAGCGCCGUCUCCGCCGCAGCGACAGCAACCACUGAUAACAUUGCCCGCGCCAAAGCAGCCAUUUUUAGUGCCAUGAACUCCCUGAGUGCCCACUCCCACCACGGGUCGGACGCCGACUCCAUGGAGUGCUCCGUGGUGCAGCCGCACGGGGGGUCCGGCGCGGUGUCAGCCGGCGACAGCGAGUCGAAGUCCAACGUGCUGCGGAAGCUACUGAAGCGGGCCAACUCGUACGAGGACGCCAUGAUGCCCUUCCCUGGCACGACUAUCAUCUCCCAGCUGCUGAAGAACAACCUGGCUAAAAACGGCGGGGGGCCGGAUCGAGGCGAAAGAGUUGACACCAGCUUCCCCGGGUCGGGGCUCUCCACGACAAGCUCAGACGCGCACCAAGAAGACGCCUGCAGCAAUUCCUCCCAAGAAAGCACCCCUCAGGAAUGUUUGUCCCCUUUCGGCCGGCCCCCCGGCCUGGGGGCCUUUGACCUGGAGCGUCUGAACGAUGAGCACCUGCGCGCCAAGCGAGCCCGCGUGGAGAACAUCAUCCGCGGCAUGAGCCACUCUCCGAGCGUGGUGCUGCCGGCGUCCUCUCGGCACGAGCGCGACCACGACAUGGACCGGGAAAUGGAUCUGGAGUGCCCGCCACCGCAGUCUCAGCGGCAGGCACCCGGCAGCCCCCAGGUGUGCGGCGGCGGCAACAGUCGGGAGAAUAAGCGCAAGCAGCGUCUGCCCCAGCAGCAGCAGCAGAGCUUCACCCAGCUGGUGUGUCAAAGGAAGGAGCAGAAGCAGGAGGAGCGCAGACAACUGAAGCUGCAGCUGGAGGACAUGCAGAAGCAGCUGCGCCAGCUCCAGGAGAAGUUCUUUCAGAUCUACGAUUCCACGGACGACUCCGAGCACAACGACGUAGGAAACCUGUCCGAGGACAGCCCGGUGAGGUCCGACAACGGCGGCGGAGACGACCUGCGUUCUGACAAUGAGAUGUCCGACUUGGACCCGGGCCACUUCCUGGAUCGGGCCCGGGCGUUGCUUCAAGAGCAGGCUCUGCUGGGGGAAAGAGAGAAGCCAAGGCGGGACGGAGUCAGCCGGAGCAAAGGGCAGGCGGGUCCCGGCGCCUCGGUGCACGCGGAAGGCAAACAGCUGGCGGAAACAUUGAAGCAGGAACUAAACUCGGCGAUGACACAGGUGGUGGACACCGUGGUGAAGGUGUUCGCCAAGCCUCCACGCCCUACACCCCAGCAGGCUUUCCCCCCACUUUCUUUACCGCCUGAAAGGUUCUCCACCGUGGUCAAUGGGGACAACCCCAACUUCCACACCACCAACCAGAGGCUGCAGUGCUUUGGCGACGUCAUCAUUCCUAAUCCGCUGGACUCCUUCACCGGCAUCCCCGGCAUUCCAAGUGCCGCCAACGACCAAACCGAGGCGCUGCCGUUAGUCGUGAGAAAGACGCCCAGUGAGCACCACCACCACCACCAGUCCUCCGCCGUGGGCGCCCACGGCGGUCACCACCACCCGUCUCUUCACCCCUCUUCACUUUCCGCCUCCAUGGGGUUCAGCCCCCCAUCCUUCCGACACCCGUUCCCCCUGCCUCUCAUGGGCUACCCUUUCCAGAGUCCCCUGGGCCCGCCCCCAGGCGGAUACCUGGGCAAGGAGCGCUCCUCGCCAGACUCCAUGGACCUUUCCCGGGAGACCACCAGCCUGAGGACCAAGAUGGCAUCCGGGCACCACCUGGGGCACCACCACCGCUCCUGUUCGCCAGCGCACCCCGGCAGCACGGCGGAGGCCCUUUCCCUCUCGCUCAUCAAGUCCGAGUGCGGCGACCUCCAAGACAUGUCUGACAUCUCGCCAUACUCGGGCAGCAAUAUACAGGAGGGUCUCUCCCCAAAUCAUCUGAAGAAGGCCAAGCUGAUGUUCUUCUACACCCGCUACCCGAGCUCCAACAUGCUGAAGAUGUUCUUCUCUGAUGUCAAGUUCAACCGCUGCAUCACCUCCCAGCUCAUCAAGUGGUUCAGCAACUUCCGGGAGUUUUACUACAUCCAGAUGGAGAAGUUCGCCCGGCAGUCCAUCAACGACGGCGUGGCGGGCGUGGAGGAGCUGAGCGUGAGCCGCGACUGCGAGCUCUUCCGAGCCCUCAACAUGCACUACAACAAGGCCAACGACUUUGAGGUCCCCGAGCGCUUUUUGGAGGUGGCCGAGAUCACGCUGAGGGAGUUUUUCAACGCCAUCGUGGCGGGCAAAGACGUGGACCCUUCCUGGAAGAAGGCCAUCUACAAGGUGAUCUGCAAGCUGGACAGCGAAGUCCCCGAGAUCUUCAAGUCGCCUAACUGUCUCCAAGAGCUUCUACACGAGUAAAGUCCAGUUCUCCUCGCUCUCCACACAACGCUUUGCGCUUUUUUUUUUUGAUCUUCUUCAUGGAACAUUACUCUCUUUUAAUCGAUUUUUCCCCCCCCACUUUCUUUUGUUUUUUUUAUUUACUUUUUUGAAUGUAUGAAAGUUAUGAAGUAGCAUUCCCGAUUUGAAGCCUUGGCGUCCGUUCCUCGAUGACGUAGUUCUUGUGUUGCUUUUCUUCUAAGAGAAUUUGUAAUAUUAUUAUUAUUAUUAUUAUUAAUUAAUUAAUGGAUUUGUUUUUGCUCCUGACGAACUGAGAAGAUUCUAAUCGUUGGGAUUUUUGGUUUUUUUGGGUGACUCGUCAUCCAUGUGGCCUGGUCUAGGAUCUACACUGACUUGAGUGGCAAUGAAGGAAACAGGCUGUGUUCCGUAGACUUCCAUGCGGUCCACCCGAUGAACUGAGUUGUCCCCGACUGGGCGCUCCCUCGCACACAAAAGCAGGACUAGUGAGGGAAGUGGACUGGACCGUGAUCUAAACUGGGUCUUGGACCGGUUUCAAAUAGAUUCCGACCUCUACCCUUUUUUUGAAGUGUUUUUCCCGGGGCAUUGUGUUUAUCGGGUGUACAUUUUUUUUUCUUUUGCCAUGAAUAUUUCCGUUGUGUAUGAUGAUUUUAUGAUUUGUCACCACUGCUUUGCUGAAGGUUGGCAUUGAAGAUGUUUGUCCCCUCUAAUGCCUUUGCAGACAAAAAUAAAUUAUUCCUAUGAAGAGUAUUCAAAAAGAGUUUAGAUUCAGGAUUUUUUACUGCUUCUCGUGUCCAUUGCUUGCUGAUUCAUGACUUUUUUUUUCCUGGCUGCAUUUAUUUGUGCCGUUUCCUGCCACUGGAAGGCUGAGACAAUGAUAGUGGAAAUGGAGUUUUGCUUGGCCUUGUCUGUGGAUUUUUGGUAGAACUGUUGCCACGACGGACGUAAACAAAAUGGCUUAGGUUCAAAUUGUCGAUGGUUAAGUCUAUUUUCCGCCUCAGCCGUUCUUUGUGUGAUGACGUCAUUACUUGAAUAUAUCGGAAUACUGAAGAAGACUUUAAGGCCCUGU
This is a messenger RNA of Nerophis lumbriciformis (worm pipefish), 4022 nucleotides long. The record is from RefSeq and is a predicted model, not a curated record. NCBI's taxonomy places the organism in Eukaryota, Metazoa, Chordata, Actinopteri, Syngnathiformes, Syngnathidae.